This is a messenger RNA of Durusdinium trenchii, 705 nucleotides long. Lineage: Eukaryota; Dinophyceae; Suessiales; Symbiodiniaceae. The record is from the annotation of a GenBank genome assembly.
AUGAGUUCCAACAAAAGCUGCAAGACGAGAUCUUCCAGCAAAAGAGGAGGCAGUUCCUCAAUGGAACUUCUACUGGGCCAACUGCAUUGGCCAUGCUUUGCCAGCGGCAGGAGCGUCGAGGUCUUUGAGCUUCUCAUGGAGGUGCAGGCCGACCCAUUUCAACCAGAUGCCGAGGGCCGAACGCCCUUCUUGGAGUGCGCCCGUGUGGGGAAUUGCAGCUUCAUGGCGCUCUUGCUGAAAGGAAGUCGAGGUACGGUUCUUCUCGACAUGGAUCGAGAGUGCAAAACCGCUUUGCACUACGCUGCGGAGGCCGGCAAGAAGGAGGCGAUCCAGCUGCUUCUAAAGGCCGGGGCCACGGUGGAAGCGCUGGACUUGCAAGGCCGCUCGGCCGCCUCGUAUGCCAACGAGGCUGGACAUGACGAGGUGGUGGCCAUGAUUGCAGAGGCCAUGAGCGACGAGCUGUUGGAGGAGAUGUUUAUGGACGAGGCUGAUGGGGCUGCACCCAGCAAUCCCGGGACCACAAUGCCUGGGCAUGCUGCCCCCAAUGCGCCCAACAGUGAUGAGGAGCUGCCUGGCUUGUCCGAUGACCCUGGCCUCGAGAUUCCCGAAGAGGAGCAUUUGCAAGGACGAUUGCAUCAGGGCGCGAGCCGGCAUUUGAGCCCAGAGGCGUCUUAUGGACCUGGACAUCGAUUACAAAGCUUAUAA